GCAUCCCUCCCAGAAUUCCCGCCAGCCCCCGUCCAGGAUGCCAGGAGCCCCGGCCGCCCAGGGGCGCUGGGUCAUCCGCCUCACCUAUGUGCUAACCACGCUGGAGCUCACCACCCUCUUCAUGCAGUUCUCCGUCCUGCCCUAUCUGUCUCGGACGCUGGGCCUGGAUUCCGUCAGUUUUGGCUACCUGCAGACGACCUUAGGGCUGCUCCAGCUGCUGGGGGGUCCCCUGUUCGGCAGGUUCGCGGACCAGCGCGGGGCCCGGGCGGCGCUGUCCCUGUCCUUCCUGGCGGCCUCUGCGAUCUACCUGCUCCUGGCGGCCGCCUGCAUCCCGGCCCUGCCCGGCGUCCCCCUGCUCUUCGCCUCGCGCCUGCCCUCCGCCUUCAUGCACGCCCUGCCCGCCGCGCAAAUGGUGGUCACGGACCUGACUGCGCCCGCGGAGCGGCCCGCGGCCCUGGGCCGGCUCGGCCUCUGCUUCGGUGUGAGCCUCAUCCUGGGCUCCCUGCUGGGCGGGACCCUGAGCACGGCGUUCGGGGUCCUUUGCCCCCUGGUCCUGGCACUGGUGGCCAACCUCCUGGGAGUCGUCGUCAGCCUCACCUGCAUCCCCAGCACCACCAAGAAGGCGCCGGCUGCCCCGCCAGGCGGGGCCACGGCCAGCGUGUUUGACCUGAAGGCCAUCACCCGCCUGCUGCUGCUGCCUGGCGUCCUGCCCGUGUUCCUGGUCAAGGUGGUCUCCGGCCUCCCCUCAGGGCUCUUCCUGGUCAUGUUCUCCAUCAUCUCCAUGGACUUCUUCCAGCUGGAGGCCGCGCAGAGUGGCUACCUCAUGUCCUUCUUCGGGGUCCUGCAGAUGGUGGUCCAGGGCCUGGUCAUCGGGCGUCUGAGCCGCCGCUUCUCGGAGGAGGCCUUGCUGCGGGCCAGCCUGCUGGUCUUCACCGUGGUGGGGCUGGGCAUGGUGCUGAUGUCCAGCGUCUUCCACUUCUGCCUGCUGAUGCCCGGCCUGGUGUUCGGCAUGUGCACGCUCCACGUGGUGACGGACAGCAUGCUGACCAAGUCCGUCCCUGCCGCGGACACGGGGACCAUGCUAGGCCUCAGCGCCUCGGUGCAGCCGCUCACCCGCACGGUGGGGCCCACGCUGGGCGGCCUCCUCUACCGCCGCUUCGGGGUCCCCGUCUUUGGCCACGUGCAGUUCGCCGUCAACAUCCUCAUGCUCCUGAUCCUCUGGAGGACGCCUGUGUCCCAGGAGAGCCGCAAAGCCCACUGACCGCGGCCCCCGCGCGCACACGCGGAUGAGCAAUAAACCCC
This is a messenger RNA of Perognathus longimembris pacificus (Pacific pocket mouse), 1302 nucleotides long. RefSeq names its product solute carrier family 22 member 18 (gene Slc67a1). NCBI's taxonomy places the organism in Eukaryota, Metazoa, Chordata, Mammalia, Rodentia, Heteromyidae. Gene Ontology annotation, biological process: transmembrane transport. The record is from RefSeq and is a predicted model, not a curated record. Gene Ontology annotation, molecular function: transmembrane transporter activity.